Drosophila suzukii is the source of this 3005-nucleotide messenger RNA. RefSeq names its product E3 ubiquitin-protein ligase TRIM45. Lineage: Eukaryota; Metazoa; Arthropoda; Insecta; Diptera; Drosophilidae. Gene Ontology annotation, molecular function: zinc ion binding; protein binding; ubiquitin protein ligase activity. The record is from RefSeq and is a predicted model, not a curated record.
UGCGCCCUGAGCUUCCAAUGCGGAAUGUAAUUGGAUUAGGCAGCAACCAAGUCCAAAACCCAGUCGCAGUCACAGUCCCAAUUGCAAAGGGAACACUCGUUGGUGCUCCAGAUUGCUACGAAUCCAUGGGCCAAGCUGCAGGAUUGCAUAACCUGGAAACAUGAGCAGGACGAACCACUCCAAGAUCAUUUUCAAGCGGAAGUCGAGUGUCGGAAGCAAGAGCAAUCAGCUAAUUGAUUAUGAACGCAUUCAGGGGGAUUUGGAAGUGGUGGCUCCGACAGUUUCGCCUCCACCAGUUGUGCCCUCCAGUGGGGGCCAGGGAAAACUUAAGUUAAAGCUGAGCUCUGCCAAGAUUUCCCUGCGUAAGAACGAACAGACUUCGCAGAAUAGUCUUCAGGCUGCAAGCCAGUCAGAUGCAGUGCGUCGGAAAUCGGCACCCCAACUCUUUACCUUCACGAUUGCUCCCCAAGUUGAAGCAAAUUCGGUGGUACAACCUCCUUUGGUGCCUAAAAUACCUGUAUUUGCGCCAAACAGCUCUAUUAGGCGAUCAAGGACUUUGGGUUUGUCGAAUAGCGCCCAAGCAGGGACCUCUGGGCUAACCAUCAAGGAUAUUGCAUCGCAGGACAUGGACAGUGGCAGUGGCAGUGAGCCCACCAGCAGCUUGGCCGGAGGCGGUAGUUCCACUUCUCCCGAAUCCCUGCUGGACAACAUACUCAGUGGUGCCUCCUCAGUAUCCGUCCAAAGUAGCAGCAGCAGUCAGGCGAGUAAUGCCACGGUGGCCCAGCCCAUCAAAUCCAAGGAUCACCUGCUUCCGAAGAGGCUGCUCAGCCUGAAGGCUUCUCCCGAACUGAGGAUAUCUCCUCCCACACCAGACACCUCUCAACCCAAGAUGCAAAUGCUACCGCAACUUUUGCUGGCAGCUUCUCCAAGGCCAGAGAUCUUCGAUGCUCCAUCACCACUGGCCAGGAGUCCCUCACGUUCGCCGGCGGUAUCGCCAGGAGUUUCACCUUCGCCCAGCAUCACCCUGAGACCCAGUACUCCACCCGAGAGCACCAUAACUUUCACGGAUGAUCUCAAGUGCGGCAUAUGUCUGGAUGUUUACACGGAUCCCAGGACCCUGUACUGCCUACACUCCUUCUGUUUGCAGUGCCUGGUAAGCGAGAACUUCAAGGACGAGUCCUUGUGGGAUCAGGAUCCAACCCGUAGCGAGGAUCCCUCGAGCUACAGCCUGAGAUCGGAGAUGGGUGGAUCUAGUGCUGAACUCACGGCUACUGUUUCGCCAGCCAGGCAGCGAGGUGCCAGUUUUAGUCUUAGAAGAAAGAAGUCCAUGGAUCGCCUGGUGAUCAGGUCCAAGAGUGAAGGUAAGCGUUCGACUAGUUCCUUUGGGACCCGCUUCACAGGAAGCUUUGUGAGCGAAGCACCUAUCCGAUGCAUCCGUUGUCAUACCUGCAACUAUCCCACGGAUCUCCCCUUGGGUGGAGUGCGUCAGCUUCCCCAGAACUAUUUGAUAGUAAGACGCAUCGAGGCCCUGCGACUACAGGCUGGGGAGGAUGUAAUCUCCAAAGUGUGGUGUUCCCUUUGCACCGAUGAGAUCAGUGCCACCUACCAUUGCAUCAGCUGCACCUUGAAUCUCUGUACCUUGUGCAAGGAGGCUCACGAAAGGCAACGAAGCACCUCCAAUCACCGGAUGAGAAGCAUCCUUGAGCUGAGACGCGCCAGGAAACAAAAGCAGCAGCAAAUGGGACUGGGAGAUAAUAGCAAGCUAGUGCUCCGAUGUGGAAUCCACACCAACUUCGAACUGAAGGCAUUCUGUACCCAAUGUCGACAACUGGCCUGCACCGAUUGUCUGGUGCUCCUCCAUAAAGGACAUCGACAUGAGACCAUAUCCCGGGCAAUAGGACAUCAGGGAAAACUCCUCAAGGAAGCUACAGAUCAAACUCGUCCGCUUUGUCAAUAUGCAGAGCACUCCAUCGAGAGAUUGAAUGAUAUCGCCCGUGGAAUCAACAACAGAUGCGAUGAUAUCCAGAGUCAAGUGGAGCGGUACAUGCAAAACUACAUCGAGGCAUUGGAUGUUCAUCGUAGGACCCUCCUCCAACAAAUCAGUAGAGCUAGGGAGUCUAAAGUCGAGGUUGUCCUUAAGCAGCAACUGGAUUUAGAGAAACGCACGCAGCAGGCCAUGGAUGCAGUGCGAUUCAGUCAAGAGCUGUGUGAGAUUGGUGCCGAUGUGGAGAUCCUGAGUUAUGCGUCCAUACUUCUCAGGCGCUUGGAGUACUGUCAACAGUUUAAGCCGCCAGUGGAUCCGAAAAUCUCCGACUCUCUACACUUCCUACCCAAAAUCCGAGCUCCGGCGACGAAGGACCAGCGCGAUAUUCCUCUGUAUGGCAUCAUUACCAUGCAGGUGGUGGAGCCUGGUCUGUGCACCUUGGAGUGGGAGGGGUUCUCCCAGCUGCGACUUCACAAGAAGGCCGAUCUUCUGUUGCACUCCCGAGAUGCCGAUGGGGUUUCCCUAUGUCACGGAGGCCUGGAGAUCAACUGCAUGCUUAAGUACAAGGACUCGAGCUCCAAGUUCCUGCCCGUGGAGGUAUCGGACAAUCGGGAUGGCACCUACAACAUCUCCUUCACGCCGGAUGCCCAGGGCGCCCUGAUCCUGACGAUCACAAUCAACGAGCGGCCCAUCAAGGGAGGUCCUUUCACCUUCCAGGCGCGUCAGGUUCGUCCGCAUACGGGCAUAUACCACUGCUGCUCCUUCUGUUCCGGAAAGGGCAAUCGAAAUGUCAUGUGCUCGUGUGAGGGUCGAAUGCCAGGAUAUAGUGGCUGUGGUCAUGGUCACGUAGGACAUCCGGGAAGACGUCACUGGUCCUGCUGCGGCAAUGUCCUAGAGAACUCCGAAUGCAAUGUGGCCAACAAACUGUUAAAUAACUAGGGAAGGAAGUAACUAAUCAUAAAUAAAUAAUAAGGGAUGCUAUCGUCCCUCGACUAUCAGUUAUCCGCUAGUCUACAGCAAA